Seminavis robusta is the source of this 867-nucleotide messenger RNA. The record is from the annotation of a GenBank genome assembly. NCBI's taxonomy places the organism in Eukaryota, Bacillariophyta, Bacillariophyceae, Naviculales, Naviculaceae.
AUGGCCACAGAAGAAACCAAACUGUUGGCGGAUGACAAUGGCACGCGACGAGCAUCUCUGACAGCUCGACAAGCCUUUGAAGGAGCCGAUGCCAGCGCGUCUCGUGCCUAUCACGAAAGCAAGGGUCAAUCAGACGAAGCCCAUCAGAGCGAAGGAGGUCUGCUCAAACCAAUUAUCUUUGGCGGUCUCGACGGUAUAUUGACGUCCUUUGCCAUUGUGGCGGGAUCGGCCGGAGGCAAUCUGAGUCCCAACAUUGUACUCGUCUUGGGAUUUUCCAACAUUUUUGCCGAUGCUCUGGCCAUGGGAGUGGGAGAAUUCUUGAGUUCCAAAGCCAACAAUGAAUGGAUCAUGAGUGAACGAGCACGAGAGAAUUGGGAAAUGGAAAAUUUCCCCGAAGGAGAAAUUGCCGAAAUGAUUGAUAUUUACAAAGAGCGGGGAAUGGGAGCUGCCGAUGCCGAGAUGGUCGUCAAGACAAUGUCCAAGUACAAGGAUUUCUUUGUCGAUAUCAUGAUGUCACAGGAAUUACAAUUGCAAGUCCCGGAAGAAGAUCAUGUCACAGAGUCCAUGAAGGAGGGAUUUGUCAUGUUUUGCAGUUUUGCAUUCUUUGGAGCGUUACCCCUGCUGGGAUAUGUCAUUAUCCCAUCCAUGUACCCGGAGUUGGGAGAACACGAGCUAUUUGUGACGGCAUGUGUCGUCACGGGAUGUGUCCUAUUCUUGAUGGGAUCCAUAAAGAGCUUUUUCUGUUCUCAGCAUUGGCUCAAGAGUGGUCUCGAGACAUUCUUCCUGGGUGGAGCCUGCGCUACUGUCGCUUUCACCGUCGGACAAUUUGUCGACCAAUUGAUUGGCGAUGAUGCCCCCGAUUUGUAA